AUGGCCGGCUCUGUGCCAGUCCCUCCCAAGAAAAGCAAUACAGCAGCAGAAAAGCGUAAACUCCGCAAUCGGCUGUCUCAGCAGGCAUUCCGUGCUCGUCAAAACCUUGAAAUCAGCGAACUGAAGCAGCAGCUUGCAUUGUUCUCUGGUUCCGAGAGCGAUCGCAACGCUAGCCUCGUGGCAGAGAAUCAAAGACUACGACAACUACUAUGGCAAUCCGAGAAGAAACUUCGAAGCUUGCAAGCCUCGCUCAAAGGGAUCCUCGACAGCAUGGCAGACGCUAGGGACAAUGACUUUGUAAGUGCCAUCGUCAAGUAA
This is a messenger RNA of Cladophialophora carrionii CBS 160.54, 318 nucleotides long. RefSeq lists its product as uncharacterized. Bases 1 to 318 code for a protein of 105 amino acids. NCBI's taxonomy places the organism in Eukaryota, Fungi, Ascomycota, Eurotiomycetes, Chaetothyriales, Herpotrichiellaceae. Gene Ontology annotation, molecular function: DNA-binding transcription factor activity. The record is from RefSeq and is a predicted model, not a curated record. The transcript is spliced from 2 exons. Gene Ontology annotation, biological process: regulation of DNA-templated transcription.